AGCCGCAGCCCCAGCCCGAGCAUCACACAGAAUGGCAUUCAAGCUGAGACUGCCUUGGCUCUCCGUAGUGUUAGUCCUCGUCCUUUUUGGCGCAGAUCUGUGCCAAUCGCAGGGCACAAAGUAUGGCCUGUGGACACCGGAUCGUGCCCAUUCCGAUGCCCAGCCCAUCCAGUGGACGGGCGGACAGUUUGAGUUCCCCUGCGCCAGCACCAAGUCGCUGUUCAAGAGCUCGGGCAAGUUCGUCUCCAAGAAUGUGAUUGCCACACGGGCACAGCUGAUUGGGGACACCAUCUUUUUGGCGCUGCCACGCUACAGGAAGGGUGUGCCCGCCACUCUGGUCAAGACGAGCGUGAAGCCCGGCGCCUGCUCAACGACAUUUAAGCCGUAUCCCUGCUGGGAUCUGCAGGAGGAGGGCAACUGCAAGGCGCUCCAGUCGGUGGUCGAUCUGGUGGUGGAUCAAAACGAGGUGCUGUGGGUCCUGGACACGGGCAUUGUCAACACCCUCGAAACGCCAGUGCGGAAGUGUGCGCCCAAGGUGGUGGCCAUGUCCGUGAAGACCGGCAAAGUGCUGAAAACCGUCUCCCUCGAGGGCCUCACAUCGAGCAGCUCCCGAUUGCAGUAUCUGGUGGUGGACUAUGCACCGGACGGCGGCUGCUUUGUGUACGUCAGUGAUGCCGCCAAUCGGGCCAUUAUCGUGUACAAUCUGCAGGCGGAUCGCGGCUUCCGUGUGGUGCUGCCCAAGGCUGUCUCUGCCGGCUGUCGCUCGAGGGAUGUCCUGUACAUUGCGCUCAUCCGCAGGGAUUGUGGCACCACAGAGCUGUACUUUACGUACUUGAGCACCAGCAAGCUGUUCUCCCUAAAAUCUGAGUAUCUACGCAGUGGCGUUGCCGAUGGACGCAUCUUGGAUCUGGGCAAGAAACCCACUCGCAUGGUCAUCAUUGGCACCGACAAUGGCUCGGCCAUAUUCUUCCGCAAUGAAGGCGACGCCGAGGUCUAUCGCUGGGACACAAAUUCCACCUUUGCGGAGGAGAAUUUUAAGCCCGUGUACCGGAGUCAAACGUGUCAGCUGGUGACCCAUGCUGUGCCCGAUUACAAACGGAAUACGAUGCGUGUAUUGCAGAGCAAUUUCCCUGAUUAUAUGCAGAAUCGUGUUGGUUGUGGUGCCAUACAGCAAUUGGGUCUCAUGCAGGGAUGUUGGUAGUUGGUAGUGGCCACUCUAUAGAUUGACACAUACACACAGAUACACCCACACAUGCACACACACAUGCACACAAACACACACACACACACACCAGUAAGCACACACCAUGAAUAUAGAGAGAAAAUCCACUGGCACUUGUAGUUUGCAGCCGAGAGAAUCGCACGAGAAGGAGACUGGUUUAGAGUCCUUUUUUUUUUGCCUCUUGAAUGCAGUUUGUUUUUGUAAAUAAACUAAACGACUUUUGGUCGCUGUUGUUAUCUAAGUUAAGCAAAUAAACAUUUCAUUGCUCUUCAACACACAGAGAGAAAGGGAGGGAUGG
Molecule: messenger RNA, 1520 nt
Organism: Drosophila obscura
Lineage: Eukaryota; Metazoa; Arthropoda; Insecta; Diptera; Drosophilidae
Gene: yellow-g2
Product: major royal jelly protein 1
Exons: 2
Coding region: 32-1201 (389 amino acids)
Cellular component (GO): extracellular region
Source: RefSeq, a predicted model, not a curated record